This is a messenger RNA of Sphaerodactylus townsendi, 6658 nucleotides long. RefSeq names its product ubiquitin specific peptidase 54 (gene USP54). The transcript is spliced from 24 exons. Lineage: Eukaryota; Metazoa; Chordata; Lepidosauria; Squamata; Sphaerodactylidae. Bases 819 to 5954 code for a protein of 1711 amino acids. Gene Ontology annotation, biological process: protein deubiquitination. The record is from RefSeq and is a predicted model, not a curated record. Gene Ontology annotation, molecular function: cysteine-type deubiquitinase activity.
CGUAGCGGCCGGCGAGGGGCGGGGACUGGGCCGGAGGCGCGGCUGUGGAGGCUGCGGCUUCUGCUGCUCACCGGGGGACGGACAACCUGCCUGCCUGCCUACCUGCCGGGCAGCUGCUGCAUUGGCUCCGGAGCGUGACUCACAAAAGCUGGGCAGUCCACUUUCAAGAAGAGGAGCACGGCAGAAGACGCAGCUCCAGUCCUGUGCGGGAAGUUAAAAGAACGUCAGGAAAGGAAGGCCUUUUGGACUCGGAUCAAAGGAUGUCGUUCUGGAACUGCCCCUGACUUGACUUAUGCGAGGCCAAAUUGCCCGUUGUCGGUAUACCAGUGAGGAGCAACUGAUACGAACCUGCCAUCUGGUUGGGUUGUGCUCAUUGACCUAAGGAGGGCCACCAGAAGUCAUUUUUGACAGAAGGAUCACCAGAAGUCAUUUCUACUUGUUCCAGAGUCUCUUGUCGAUCUCCACUCACUCAUUCCGUUUGUAGAAGUCUUCCCCUGAAUUUUUGAUUUUUUUUUUAAAAAAACACGCUAAAGGAUUUUACCGCUGUCCUUGGAUUGUUGAGCAUAUUUUUCCCGUUUGGAUGUUAAGGCAAGUGUUUCCCAACAUGAGGCCCCCUGUUCGAGUGGCAUCGGCUGGAUUUAAAGGGGGGGAAAAUACAACAUGUAUAUCCAUGUAGCUUCAUGAAGUGCACAUGAGCAGUCUGGAGAACCAAACUUUGUUUUCCUCUUGCGCAGCGUAGUUCUUAUGCUGCAUGAAAGUGAGGCUUGAUCAGGAUAAUAUCCAGGUAUACAAACACCUGUAUGCUGCGCGGCUGAAACAUGUCUUGGAAGAGGAACUAUUUUUCUGUGGGACGGGGCAGCGUGCAAGGAAUGUUCACUCCACGCAACAUGACAUCCAUAGCUCCCAGUAAAGGUCUCAGCAACGAGCCAGGGCAGAAUAGCUGCUUUCUGAAUAGUGCAUUGCAGGUCCUCUGGCAUCUUGAUAUUUUUCGACGCAGUUUCCGACAGCUGACUACUCACAAAUGCAUGGGAGAUUCCUGUAUAUUUUGUGCUCUCAAAGGUAUCUUUAACCAGUUUCAGUGCAGCAGUGAGAAAGUAUUGCCUUCCGAUGCUCUUCGCAGUGCCCUUGCAAAGACCUUUCAAGAUGAGCAACGCUUCCAGCUAGGCAUCAUGGAUGAUGCUGCAGAAUGCUUUGAGAAUCUCUUGAUGAGGAUUCACUUCCACAUUGCAGAUGAAUCCAAAGAAGACAUCUGCACUGCCCCACACUGCAUUUCACACCAGAAGUUUGCCAUGACCUUAUUUGAACAGUGUGUCUGUACCAGCUGCGGUGCUACCUCUGACCCUCUGCCCUUUAUCCAGAUGGUGCAUUACAUCUCAACUACUUCUCUCUGCAAUCAGGCAAUCUGCAUGCUGGAGAGACAAGAGAAACCCACUCCAGAUAUGUUUGGAGAACUGCUCCAAAACGCCAGCACAAUGGGGGACUUGAGAAACUGUCCGAGCAACUGCGGAGAGAAGAUUCGCAUUCGCCGUGUGCUGAUGAACUCCCCGCAAAUCAUCACCAUCGGCCUGGUGUGGGACUCGGAUCACUCAGACCUGGCAGAGGAUGUCAUUCACAGCCUGGGCACCUGCCUGAAAUUGGGGGAUCUUUUCUUCAGAGUAACGGAUGACAGAGCAAAACUGUGCGAACUGUACUUAGUUGGAAUGAUCUGUUAUUAUGGGAAACAUUAUUCCACCUUCUUCUUCCAAACAAAAAUCCGCAAGUGGAUGUACUUUGACGACGCACACGUGAAAGAGAUAGGUCCCAAGUGGAAAGAUGUGGUGACCAAAUGCAUUAAAGGUCAUUACCAGCCCUUGCUGCUACUUUAUGCAGACCCUCGAGGCACUCCAGUAUCAACACAGGAGAUUCCAGCACAAGUGGAUCUACCACAAUAUACCCGGACUUACUAUGACAGCGAAGACUCAGGGCGGGAACCUUCCAUUGCAAGUGAUACUAGGACAGACUCCUCGACAGACAGUUACCCCGUUAAGCAUUCACACCAUGAAUCUGUGGUCAGCCACUUCUCUUCUGAUUCUCAGGGAACUGUUAUUUACAACAUGGAGAACGACACCGCAUCGCAAAGCAGCAGGGACACAGGGCACCUGACUGACAGUGAAUGUAAUCAGAGGCAUGUUUCCAAAAAGGGCUCCCUGACAGACCGUAAGAGGAGUUCCAGCAGGUCUCGGAAAAAGGGGGAUGAGUCGCAGCCAUCAGGAUAUCAUAGUGAAGGGGAAACACUGAAAGAGAAACAGGCGCCCCGAACUGUCCCCAAAGCAUCCAACAGCAGCAGCAGGCUACGGGGGUUUAAAGAGACCGUCAGCAACAUCAUCCACAACAGACCCUCGCAGACGAGCCAGGGCUCUCCACGUGGAGGGAAGGGGCAGGCCGAAGUACAGCCGCAGCCCAGAGACUGGGAGACGGGCAGCACCAGCAGCGAAUCCAAACUGAGUUCAUCGAGCAAGUACCGGCCAACCUGGAGGCCUAAGAGGGAGGCGCUCAACAUCGACAGCAUCUUCAGUAAAGAAAAGAGGAAGCAAGGUGGCUACGCACCGCUGAGCCCUUUCUCUGAAGAGGCAGCUAAAGAAUUCACAGAAGAUGGACUAAAAGAGUCACUUAUUCAAGAAACAAGACCAACCCGGUACAAGCAGUGGACUCUGGGUCGAGGUGUGCACUUUAUGUCUGACCAGCAUCCUCGUCUUAUCCAGAGGAUGGAGUCUGGCUAUGAAAGCAGCGAACGCAACAGCAACAGCCCAGUUAGUCUGGACAUGCCUUUGUCAGAGAGCUCCAGCACUUCCAGGGAUUCGUAUAUGAAGCGACCUGGGGCUUUUGUUCCUGCGUGGCGAAAUAUCCCCAAAUCCCACAGCAGCAGCAUCUUGGAAGUAGAGUUGGCUUCAUCUCCUGGUGGCUGGGCAAAGAGCAAGCACUCCAAUGGAGGCGACAUGCUUGUCUCUUCCAAGAGCGAGCUGGAUGAACUGCAAGAGGAAGUGUCUCGGAGGGCACUGGAGCAGGAGCUCCGGCGGAAGCGGGAGAAGGAGAUGGAGGUUGCCAUGGGCUUCAAUCCCCUCCCCAGCCGGUUCAUGGACCUGGACGAGCUGCAGAGCCAGGGGAGGACCGGCGGCCUUGAGCUGUGUGUGCAGGAGGCAGACGCUGUCUUGGAGGAGUCCCUGCGCCAGGAGCAGAAGGGCGACUGCGCUGCGGCUUUGGCUCUCUGUAACGAAGUGAUAUCUAAACUAAGACUUGCCAUGCAUGGUGCCAGCUCUAGCGCUCACAGCAGAGCCCUAGUCGAUAAGAAGCUGCAAAUCUGUAUCCGAAAAGCCCGGAGCCUCCAGGAUCGCAUGCAGCAUCCACAGCCGGCACAGCCGCCGCCCACGUGCCACCUGCCGCAAGGGGGCCACGUGACACAAUCUACAAGUGAACAGGCUGGCCCGCUCCAAGUACUGCUGAGCCAGAAGAUGCUACUGGAGCCCAGCAGAGAGGCAGAACCUGGGUCCAGUUCUUACUUCCAUCCACCUGCUCCCCAUCAUGAAUUGCAAUCAUCCUAUCCAGAACCUUUUCCCCCACCCCCUCCUGAAAGGAGCCCCUCGCCCAAGGCGACUCUGAAUUGUCAGGCGGCUGCUCCUGGCUUCGGUGACUGGGUUGCCCCUUUCCCCUGUAGACACGGGGCCAAUGGCAGACCCAGACAAAGGGAGAACGAAGCCCUCUGUGACGCGGCCCGGGAGAGAGUCUCCGGCAACAGCCUUGCAGGGAACAAAGAUCGCAGCGGCGCGGGCGAGUUCGAAGAAGCCCAGGAUGCCGCAGCCGCAUCUCUCACUCCUCGCUGCAAAACGCAACGUCACAUGGUAAACUCUGGGUCGCUGCCUGUCCUCUUCCCUCCUCCGCAUCCGGCGCACGCGCCGCCUGAGCAGAAGGGGCAACGCAGCCCGUCGAGCUUCAGACCGUCGAGCUUCCCCGAGUGGCCCAGCGCCGUCCCAGAAGGGGCCUGUCCUGCCGUCACUCCUUUGCCUCCCGGCCUGGCAGAGCCGUUACAGACUGCAAGUAGGUACCUCCAAUCAAAAAGCCGCGGAAGCUUACAUCGCUCGCAGGAAGAAAUAGCGAAUGGGGAUUGUCGGGAUUCUGAGAUGAUUCCCGCCAAGGGGCGUGUCCGUUCCCUUGCAGAGCAGUUUCAGCGCAUGCAGGAGAGGGAAAGUGCUCAUGAGAGAGAAAGGACGGCGGCUCUCUGUCACGAUCAGAGGGCUCCUAAGUUAUUGCAGGAAUCCUUCGGCAAUCCUCCAUCCGUGGGACCUAGGCAGCCGGUCGCCGAAAUCCGAGGGAAUGGCAUCCGGCCCACUGAGAACCUGGUCGCCUGCCUGGAUUCCAGGGGGCACUCGAGUUCUGAGGGUUGUUUUAGCGUUCACAGUCUAACUUCUAAGAAGUGUGGCUUGCACAGUGAAGAGCAGGGCAGCAGAGGGAAACCAAGUGCUGUGGAUCGCGAUGUUCGCCAAGGGAAGCUCAGUCUCGAGGGAGAAGGCAGGCAGAUGAAAGAGAGGAAUCCUGCUGGGUUGGUUGCCCCUGUGCCCGUGGACUGUUGGGUGGACAAUGUCAAAAGGCACUACGGCUCUCAGCAGGAUUGCCAGGUGGCGCUCGGGCAGGUGCUCCCUGCCCCCCGCCUCAGAGCCUUUGCGGAAGAGCCCCUGCUGAAGCACCCACAGUGGAAUCAAGACACAGAGCAGGAGAUUUCCGAGCUGGAGUCCCUGUAUCAGGCUAGUUUGCAGGCACCUCAGACAAGCCGUUCUGUGUUGGGAAGGCGGGACACUUCUUGGCAGCCAUCGGGCAAGACAGCAUCUGGAAAUUUAACUACGAGGAAGUUGCCGAGUGCAGCUGGCCUGGGUCUCUCAAAAACCCCUACAGCAGAGAUUGAGCGCAACCUCUACAGAUUUACCUCAUCUCCAGUAUCCAAGGUGCCGUACACCAGCAACCAUGGCCAGGAGCCAGAGGAGGAGGAGGGGUACAGUGCAGAGAACUUCCGUCGCAUUGCCCGCAGUCUCAGUGGAACAGUCAUCACAAACAAGGAAGAGAUGCUUUCCUCUUCCCAUAGUUUUGAAAUGUCCAGUGAGAGGAAAAUGCCGGUGGAAGCCAGGCACCGUUCUUCCAGCACCGCUUCCCUCACUUUCCCUCACGACUCUCCUCCUGUGUUACCCUUUGAUCCCCAGCACUGUUCAGCCCAACUGCAGCACCUCUCCCAUGAUGCACCAGUGCCUAGCACGGUGGGCAGGACACAUAGACAAUCAGGAAAUCAGAAGAACAUCCCAAAAAUUCUGGCUGUGCUUGACAGGAGUGAAACAUUCCGAGAUGAAGACAACCCAAGUGCGGCCUUGAGCAACGGGCUCCUCCGUUUCAGACAGCAGCCCCCCUCCGCUCAGGGGCCAAAUCCUCUCCCCAGCCAGCAUUCAAGCAGGCAGGAAGCAUCCAGCGCCCCUGGCCUCUGGCCGCAGAUGCGUCUCACUGCCAGACAAACAGCAACACUGCCACACCAACGGACAGUCCGCCAGGGGAAUCCGACCCAGCCAAAGAAGGGAUCACAAGAACACUUGCUCCAGCCGCCGUCGCAGCAAGGAAACCACACGUUGUAUGUUGCUAACGGCAGGCCGCCUUUUGGCGCAGAAUAUAGUCCCUUGAGAACAGUGCACAAGUCAUCCAAGGACACAGCUGGUUUUGAGGCCUGCCCUGUGCCUCCCGCCCAGGCCAAGGCCCCCGGUCCAAGGAGGGUCGACAUGCCCCCAGAUGAAGAUUGGCGGCAGAACAGCUACGUCCCUCAGCCUGGAGCCCGGCGAAUGUUGCCAGUGCACAUGAUGGACCUGACUUACUCCUCCGCCUCUGAAGCGCACCAGAGGAUGCUGGUCCACGCGGCUACGGCCUCCGUGCCCACCGGCGGCUGGUGAGGCCUCUCAUGAAAUUGGCUGUCUGACUAGUAGCUACUGAAAUGCAGCCGAUGACUGGGCCGAGAGCAGGGUUCUUCUUUUUCUUUCCCUCUCCAGUUAGUGUCUGUGCCAAUCUUGUCUUAAGAAGUAGCGAUACAGUAAGUGGAAGCGAAUUGCACUGUGUUUGUGUAUUUCUCAAUCACUGUUGUGGGGUGGGGGUGAGGGAGCUGUUUGGGGACUCCGUUCUUGGCUUCUCUCCACGGAGACAUCUUGCUGGCAAGAGGGCACAAUUGGAAUCCAGGCCGAAGAUGAAAUCUCCGUCGGUUGGCCACAGACUGGUUGUUGGAGGACCGCCUUUAGUGCUCACCUGCUGUUUGGUUUUGAGUGGUUCGCUGUUAGACAGGGUCGGGUUGUGGCAAAGGGAGCUUUCUGGGCUCCCCCGCAUUUCAAAGAAGAGAGUGGCAGCAUUUACGAGUCCAUGAAGCAAGGCCUGGUUCUUUGUGCUGCAGUGUCACCGAUGAAGGACUGCCAUGGAUGCCAGCGAAGAGGACCCAGAAGGGACGAUGUACAACCUGUGCAAACUAACAGUAGCAAAGACUGUUAAAGCACAAAAGUGGCCAUGUGCUUUGGUAUAACCUUGUAAACACAGAAUCACUUUAACUAUUUUAGGGUCAAGCAUAAUUGCCUUUGUAAGUAUUUUUCAAAUAAAUCAAUCCAAUAGUUAA